Brassica rapa (field mustard) is the source of this 1853-nucleotide messenger RNA. Its product is annotated as phosphatidylinositol 4-kinase gamma 4. The record is from RefSeq and is a predicted model, not a curated record. Gene Ontology annotation, molecular function: protein binding. Lineage: Eukaryota; Viridiplantae; Streptophyta; Magnoliopsida; Brassicales; Brassicaceae.
AUGUCAUCAGCUGGUGUGACUCUAAGCCCGGUUCGUAACGAGCCUCCUCUUCUAAUGCCUCUCGCUCGCGCCGAUUCGCUUCCCGAAGAGACCAUCCUCGUCUACCUAACCCUCCCUGGAUCCGUGAUCCCCAUGCGAGUCCUCGAGUCCGAUUCGAUCGAAUCCGUCAAGCUUCGGAUCCAGUCCUAUCGUGGGUUUGUUGUGAGGAACCAGAAGCUUGUGUUUGGAGGGAGGGAGCUCGCGAGGAGCGGCUCCAACAUGCGUGAGUACGGCGUCAGCGAAGGGAACGUGCUUCAUUUGGUUGUGAAGGUCUCUGAUCUCCAGGUGCUCGAUGUGAAGACCGCGUGCGGGAAGCACUGUAGGUUUCACGUGGAGAGAGGGAGGAACAUUGGGUAUGUGAAGAAGCAGGUUUCGAAGCGGAAAGGUGGAGACUUUGUUGAUUCUGAGAUACUCUACGAAGGGGAGAGGCUUGAGGACCAGAGUGUUAUUGAUGAUAUUUGUCGGAAUGGGGACUCUGUUUUGCAUUUGGUUUUGAGGAGAUCUGCUAAGGUUCGUGCUAAGCCUGUUGAUAAGAGCUUUGAGUUGUCUAUUGUUGCUCCGCAAGCGAGUGUUGUGCCGCAGAGGAAGGAGUUUUCUUUGGAGCCUCUGGUUGUUAAUCCUAAAGCGAAGUUAUCUCUAGUGGUUAAAGAUAUGGUUAGCUCUGCUUCUGAUGGGUUGAGAAGUGGGAAUCCUCCUGUGAGGUCAAGAGAGGGAACAGGAGGAGCUUACUUCAUGCAGGCUUCGUCGGGGAACAAGUAUGUUGGUGUGUUUAAGCCUAUAGAUGAGGAGCCAACAGCUGAAAACAAUCCUCACGGGCUACCGCUUUCGCCAAACGGAGAAGGUUUGAAGAAAGGAACGAAGGUUGGAGAAGGUGCGUUCAGGGAAGUUGCUGCUUAUUUAUUGGAUCAUCCCAAAAGUGGCGAAGAGGGAGGUUUUGCCGGUGUGCCUCCCACUACUAUGGUUGAAUGUUUGCAUCCGGGUUUUAACCAUCCCAAAGGGGUUAAGACGAAGAUUGGAUCGCUUCAGAUGUUUACUGAGAAUGAUGGCAGUUGUGAAGAUAUGGGUCCAGCUUCGUUUCCUGUGGAGGAGGUUCACAAGAUCUCUGUGCUGGAUAUUAGACUGGCUAACGCAGAUAGGCAUGGUGGUAACAUUUUAAUGAGCAAGGACAAGGAAGGGAAGAUUGUUCUGGUUCCCAUUGAUCAUGGUUACUGCUUGCCUGAAAGCUUUGAGGAUUGCACGUUCGAGUGGCUGUACUGGUCACAAGCCAGGAAGCCAUACUCUCGGGAGACACUAGACUACAUAAGAUCACUAAACGCCGAGGAAGAUAUCAACCUCCUGAAGUUCCAUGGAUGGAAAAUGCCGUUGAAAACUGCUAGAACACUCAGAAUCUCAACGAUGCUUCUGAAGAAAGGAGCAGAGAGAGGAUUGACAGCGUUUGAGAUUGGGAACAUGAUGUGCAGAGAGACUCUGAGCAAGAAAUCUCUAGUGGAGGAGAUGGUAGAGGAAGCUCAAGAAGCUGUGCUUCCCGGGACGAGCGAGGCUGCAUUCCUCGAAGCAUUGUCUGAUGUGAUGGAUUACCAUCUUGACGAAGUGGUUCGCUCUCAGGAACACUAGAAUUGGUUCCUUGUAUGAAUCGUUACUCUUAACUUGGAACUACGGUACAUAAAAACUCUAUAUAAUAAUACCUGUUGGCUUUUGUUUAUCAACUCUUUAAAAAAAAAAAAAAUUAUGUCGUUUGGACAUGUGCAAUUUGUGUUGUUGGUUUCUCUGUGACAUACUUUCUGGUAAUGACAAUUUCAGUAUUACAGUAGAUU